CGAUAUUCCCAAAAAAUAACCUGGAUAUAUUUGGAGGAAGAGCCACGAGGAAUUUUGAAAACAAGAUAGAAGAUCAGUGACUUAGAAGAUGUCUUCUUUAAGACGUUUUGAAGUGGUGGAAGGACAAUUUGACGAUAUAGAUGAGCAACUGAAAGUAAAUGGAAUCAACCGUCAGUUCUUCGAUGUUGACGAACGCCAUUCCAAGUGUAGUAAUGAUGUCGAUGAUGAAGCAGUCGAUGAUGAUUAUGAUGACGAUUUUGAAGAUGAUGAUGACAUGUAUGACUGGGAUGGAUGUACUGGAAAUUUUACAAAAAAAUACAAUGCUGUUCAGUCCCACUCAUCACGGCCUAAUGUUAACCCGCCAAAACUGCAACAACAAAAAAAGACAGCAUUUCAACCAGCUGAAAAAACAUUAAGUAAAUUUGUGGAUAGAAUUAAUGUAGAGAAAUAUGAAGGUCCAGUUUUACCAAAUGCAGCAGCAUCAGCUUUGGUUCAUGCCGGGAAGAAAAUGGAAAGUGAAAGAGUAAAAUCUAAGGAUAAGAAGGACCGUGCUACGGCCGAGCAGGUGAUGGAUCCCAGGACAAGGAUGAUCCUAUUCAAGUUCCUUCAGCGAGGCCUCAUUGCUGAGAUCAAUGGCUGUAUUAGUACAGGGAAAGAAGCCAAUGUUUAUCACGCAACAACACACAACCAAGGGGACAGAGCUAUAAAGGUAUAUAAAACUUCCAUCCUUGUGUUUAAAGAUAGAGACAAAUAUGUGACAGGGGAAUUCAGAUUUCGUCAUGGUUAUUGUAAACACAAUCCAAGGAAAAUGGUGAGGACCUGGGCAGAGAAAGAAAUGAGGAAUUUAACCAGAAUGUAUCAGGCAGGCCUACCUUGUCCAGAACCAAUAUUUCUCAGAAGUCAUGUGCUGGUCAUGGGAUUCAUUGGUACAGAUGGCUGGCCUGCACCUUUAUUGAAGGACUGUGAUAUUUCAGAAGCCAAGGCCCGAGAACUUUACCUUGAGUGCAUACACAUCAUCCGCACUUUGUACCAUACCUGUAGACUGAUUCAUGCAGAUCUCAGUGAAUUCAAUCUACUGUAUCAUAAUGGAGGGAUGUAUGUGAUUGAUGUCUCCCAGUCAGUGGAACAUGACCACCCAUGUGCCUUGGAAUUCCUGAGGAAGGAUUGUACAAACAUAACAGAGUUCUUCAAGAAAAAGAAUGUAAGUACACUGACAGUGAAGGAGCUGUUUGAUUUUGUUACGGAUGCCACCAUUACUGAGGACAACAUUGAUCUUUAUCUGGAGAAAGCCAUGACCUUGUCGUCACAGAGGACCACAGAAGACAUCACUGACCAGCAGAAGAUCGAUGAGGAGGUUUUCAAGCACUCCUUCAUCCCUCGAAAUCUGGAUGAAGUGAUCGACUUUGAGCGUGAUGUUAUUUUAGCUAAGGAUGGACAGACAGAAGGGAUGCUUUACCACACGCUCACAGGUUUACAAGAAAAUCUGGAGGGAAUUAGAACUACAACAAUGAUUUCGUGGAUAUGGACACAGAUAAAGAAGCACAGGAGAAAAUUUAUAUACGGUGGAAUGUUUAUUGGUGGUGUGUAUAUGGCUUAUAGAUAUGCACACAGGAGAAUGAAAGAAAUACAAGAAAAAGAAGCCAAUGAAUGUUUAACCCAUGCCAGGAGGCAACAUCAUUUUGAUAGCAAUCAGAGAACAUGUAAUAUGACAGUUCUGUCCAUGGUGCCCAACUUGAGGGAAAUAUUACAACAGAUGUUCGACACAGAGUCUAUAACAGAAAUCCUAAAAUCUAACCCCAGCAACAAGUUAGAGUUAUGGGAAGAACUAAAGAUCUUGAGUGUGACAAGGAUGGUGUGUGUGAUCUAUGCUUGCAGUAUGAUGUCUCUGCUGAUCAGAGUCCAGCUGAAUGUAAUAGGUGGAUACAUUUAUCUACAGAAUAAUAACAGCUCUGCACAGGAUAAAGAGCGACCUGAAAGCUUGCCUUUUCAGCAAGGCACACCAAUCAUACCAAAACCAGUCCAGGAGAGGUAUCUGUCAGAGAUCAAAUACCUCAUGGAUAAAGGUAUCUGUCAGCUUGGUGAACUUAUCAAGUCAGCAGUGAAAAAAGAAAUUUCAAGCAUCUCCCUCAAGGAGCAGCUGACCCUUCACAAUGUGGAGUCUUGUCUAGAACACAUCAGAGAGAGGCUGGAGACCAGCCCUGAAAUCUCCAGUCUUUCUUCUCCAACUCUACAGCUCUGUCCUUACAUGUUUCCUCCAGAGAACUCUUCUUUCACUGUACAUCAGGGUACAGAUGAUGAAAUGUAUGAAUGUUUGAUGCAAGAAACUAGAGAUAUUUUAGAAAGUGCUGACUUUCACACUGUGCUGAAAACAUGUUUGGAUAGAGGGUUUCAGAAAUUGCUAGAUUUACUUGCUGACAGCUACAAGACAAACUUACAGACCAGUGAUUUAAACAACAGUCAUAACACAGAUUAUCUACAAGGAGGAAUACCCAUGGCUAAGUUGAUUCCAAUUUUCAAUGGCAGUCUGUACAAACUUGGCAGUGAUGCACCUAAUCCACUCAUGCAGGAAUUACUGCUAUUGGAAUCUGCAAAGACAUUGGCUGCCAAUGUUUAUGAAGCUUUCAGCCAACUUCCUCCGUGAAGAGUUAUGAAAAACCAUUGUGAUUGAAAUUAUUCUGCAAGCACAUAUUACCAGCUGGUGUUCACUUAUAUACUGUUACAUUGUAUAUAAAACAAAUCCAUCAGUUACAACAGUAGGCUUGUGUUUCGUGAAUUGUGCACCGAGAAUAUUUAUAUGUGUUAAUUAUAAGAAAAAUCUUAAAAGAGUACUAGUACUUGUUUAUUUAAUGUACAUGUAAUUUCAUUUCCCUCAUUAGUAUAAAACUGACACCAAUGAA
Molecule: messenger RNA, 2897 nt
Organism: Ostrea edulis (European flat oyster)
Lineage: Eukaryota; Metazoa; Mollusca; Bivalvia; Ostreida; Ostreidae
Product: serine/threonine-protein kinase RIO1-like
Exons: 25
Coding region: 89-2641 (850 amino acids)
Biological process (GO): peroxisome organization; maturation of SSU-rRNA
Cellular component (GO): peroxisomal membrane; preribosome, small subunit precursor; cytosol
Molecular function (GO): ATP binding; protein serine/threonine kinase activity
Source: RefSeq, a predicted model, not a curated record